Molecule: messenger RNA, 2841 nt
Organism: Callorhinchus milii (elephant shark)
Lineage: Eukaryota; Metazoa; Chordata; Chondrichthyes; Chimaeriformes; Callorhinchidae
Gene: trappc12
Product: trafficking protein particle complex subunit 12
Exons: 13
Coding region: 188-2587 (799 amino acids)
Cellular component (GO): TRAPP complex; Golgi apparatus
Molecular function (GO): protein binding
Source: RefSeq, a predicted model, not a curated record
ACGCAGGCGCACCAGUAACCGGCAGCCAGAGAGAGAGAGAGAGAGGACAGGUCACACCGACUCAGAGAGGCAGAGUUGAAGGAGCUGCAAGAGAGAAGCGAGUGUUGAGCAUGCUGCACACGUCUGACUGAGGCCCUGAAGAUUAUCUGGAGAUUCGUUGUCAAGCAGAUAACAUUGUCUGGAAAAGAUGGAAAAUCUUCAACUAGCUUCUCAGGUUGUUGAUGUUACAACUGUCAACGCUGAUGAAAAGACUGAAAGCACACAGACUACAAGCUCAGGACUGCAGAACCCUCAGGAGCAGUUGGUGUUUGGAACAGAGAAUAUUGAUCUAGAUGUCGACACAUUCACAUCUGGGCCCACAGAUAAAAUGGCUGAUUCAUCUCAGAUCAAUAUCAUGGAUCAGAUGAUGGAGAGUGUAAUCAUAUCAGAUUCCCCUAAUGAUAGUGAGGGUGAUUCUGGGGAUCUGGCUCUCUUGCAUGACUGCGAAAAAGCCUUAGAAGCUCGAGAUGAUGACAUUCAGUCAGCAGAUUCAAACCAUAGCGAUUAUAAGGAAGUCUCUGAUGAGGAGAGUGAGCCCACAACUCCUAUGACAGACGAGGAUUAUAGAACUCCGUCACAGGAUGCGAUUUCAGUUCUGCAAGAGCAGGAGCUAGCAGUGGGACAGGAAGAAGAGCUUCAAGUGGCAGUAGAAAGUCCUGAAGACACAGGUGGCCAGGUUGAUUUAGACGUACCAAAGAAGCACUCGGUGACUUCUGAUACCAGUCAGUUGUCUGAAGAUGAGCCUUUGCCAGUGUGCACCAUCUUCAGCCAAGACAACCAAUCUAAAUCCCAGGUUCACGCUCCUUUGAAACUAGAUGGUUACGAGCCUCAAAUGGUGAAAUCCCCAAGCUUCGGGACUAUUAUUGACACUCCUAGUAAACUAACGUUAUUUGGGGUUCACCCUAGUCCCAGCCUGAGCAAAUUUUUCACAGAUGACAUCAAUUCCAGCUCAUCGGCAGCAGAAUUCUUCGACUCCUUCACAUCCACUCCCUUUUCCGUUAGUAAUCCUAAUGCUAAUCCAAAUGCUAGUGCCUCCGUACCCGAUAGACUAUCCUCGCUGACUUCCUCUGGGUCGGGCAGCCCACGUGAUUCUGGAAGCCUAUCUUUUAUUGUGGGAAGUGGCCCCACACCUUCGUCCGCAUCAUUCUCUGAAAUCUCUCGGUCACCGAAGCCAUUCUCUCAGCUCCAGGCAGCAUUUGCAGGCAGUGAUGAUCCCUUCGCAACAGCGCUGAACAUGAGUGAGCUGGACAGGAGGUAUGAUGCUUGGCUGCCAUCUGAGGAAACUAAGAAGAUGCUCAUCUCUGUGGCCACCCAGCAGUACAGCACAGUUUUUAUAGAGAAGGAGAAGUUGACCAUGCCAGGCCUGAAGUUUGACAAUGUGCAGGGUGAUGCUGUGCGGGAAGUGAUGCAGCGUUUCUUGGGAGAGCAGGCUGCAAUGAAGAGGCAGGCCUUGACUGCAAAUGCUGUGGAGCAGACGUUUACAGGGCUGAAGCAAUUAAUAAACACAAAGAACUGGAGAGCUGCAGUUGACCUCAGUGGAAGACUUCUGACAGCACACGGUCAAGGCUAUGGGAAAAGUGGUCAACCGACCAACCACACCACAGAUUCCUUACAGCUGUGGUUUGUGCGACUUGCCUUAUUGAUGAAGCUGAGCUUGUUUCAAAAUGCGGAGGUGGAGUUUGAGCCAUUCGGGAACCUUGACCAACCAGACUUGUACUAUGAGUACUACCCUCAUGUAUACCCAGGACGCAGAGGGUCCAUGGUACCAUUUUCUAUGAGAAUACUGUAUGCUGAACUACCUCAAUACUUGGGGAAACCACAGGAGUCAUUAGACAGACUACACUGCAUGAAAGCAAUUUGUCUAACGAUUCUUGAUCAUCUGGAAAAUGGACUGGCAGAAGAUGGCAGUAUGAUCAAUAUAACGUCUGAGAAUAGACAAGCUUCUAUGCAGUUGUGGAGGUCACGUCUGGGGCGUGCGAUGUACUCCAUGGCAAACUGCCUGCUGAUGAUGAAGGACUAUGUACUCGCAGUUGACAUGUACCAUUCAGUCAUCCAGUACCAACCAGAACAAGAGCCUCAGCUUCUCAGUGGCAUAGGAAGACUAUUUCUGCAGAUUGGUGACAUCAAAACAGCUGAAAAAUAUUUUCAACAAGUUGAGAAAGUGUGUCCGAAGUUAGGUAAUGAAUUGCAGCAGGAUAUUAUCAUUCAGAUGAACCGGGCGUUCCUCUAUCUUGGUCAGAAUAACUUUGCUGAGGCUCAUAAAUUCUUCACUGAAGUUACGAAGAGAGAUCCUAGUAAUCCAGUGGCGAAUAAUAAUGCAGCCGUGUGUCUGCUGUACUUGGGCAAACUAAAGGAUUCCCUCAGGCAGCUGGAAGGACUUGUACAGCAGGACCCCAAACAUUACCUACACGAGAGUGUUCUCUUCAACCUGACCACAAUGUAUGAGCUUGAAUCAUCGCGCAGUAUGCAGAAGAAACAGAGCUUGCUGGAUUCGGUGGCCUGUCGAGAGGGAGACAGCUUCAAUGUCCAGUGUCUAAAAUUACUGUAAAACCAUCCUGUCUGUAUUGUGCAAUUGGUGAUUGUAAGUUUUAAAAUGUACAUGUGUAAAUAUUUUAACUGCGUGGACCUGAUUCAUCUGUAUGGCCAGUAAAUGAUCUGCAAAUGUGAUCUAUGUGGUAUAUGUAUGUCUCUGGCAAACAUCUUGUGUUUCAUAAGAGAAACGGAUUUGAUUUCCCCCUCUCAGUUUUACAUUUGACCUACAAAAUAUAUACAGUCAAUUCACUUUAUGGUAUAUUCCGUGAA